This is a messenger RNA of Mugil cephalus (flathead mullet), 1693 nucleotides long. RefSeq names its product motile sperm domain containing 1 (gene mospd1). The coding region runs from base 299 to 958 and encodes 219 amino acids. The transcript is spliced from 6 exons. Lineage: Eukaryota; Metazoa; Chordata; Actinopteri; Mugiliformes; Mugilidae. Gene Ontology annotation, cellular component: cytoplasm. The record is from RefSeq and is a predicted model, not a curated record.
UUCCCACAAUGCACCGCGAGGUCUGCAGUAUAAUUAUUCACAAAGAAAGAAGGGCUGAGGAGGAACAGCAACAACAACAACAGGGUGGAAGCAGAAGCACAUAGCCUGGCUAAACCUCUUACCUUACGGGAUCCCGUAUGCUGGCAACAAGUAUCACGUCAUGGCCCUGAGGAGCUGAGAGUGGGAAGAGCCAUUUCCACCUGAAGGGAGGUCACACAGCUUGAUCGUUGCUAGAGAGGAGUGGGGGGGGGCCCAGGCAGACCGUGGACGGGGAAGGGGCAGAGCUCAGCUGGAGCCAAUGCAGCAGCAGCAUCGACAGCCUGAGCUGGUGGAAGGAAGCCUUCCCGUGUUCGUGUUCCCCACUGAGCUCGUCUUCUAUGCAGACGAGCAGACGUCUCACAAGCAGGUGCUCACCCUCUACAAUCCCUAUGAGUUCGCCCUCAAGUUUAAAGUGCUGUGCACAGCGCCUAACAAAUACACCGUGGUGGAUGCCACAGGAGCCGUCAAGCCUCAGUGUUGCGUUGACAUAGUAAUCCGACACAGAGAUGUGCGGGCAUGCCAUUACGGGGUGUACGACAAGUUCCGACUGCAGGUGUCGGAGCAGAGUCAGAGGAAAGCUCUCGGCCGCAAAGAGGUGACGGCCACGCUCCGUCCCUCGGCCUCGCAGGAGCCCCCCAGCCCCCGGCCCCAGGACGAGGACCGCAGAAUGAAAGAGCAUUUCGCAGACAACGAGUUCUUUGAACAGACGACCUUUCAGACAGCAGAGAGCCGUCCUGUUGCUGGAGGACCGAGUCUGCUGACAGUGCUGCUCGGGCUGGUGUGCAUGGCCGCCCUGAUGCUCCCAACGCUGGGGGAGCAAGAAUCUACUGUGCCUGUCUACCUCCACUUAAGUGUUAAUAAAAAACUUGUAGCUGCUUAUGUUCUCGGUCUUCUUACGAUGGUCAUCCUACGCACUUGAGGUGCCGAGAGCCGACAGGAGGAGGAACGAUGUCCUGCAAGAACAUUCUCACACCAGAGGCGCUACUACGCUUCAAUGAGUGGAGCUGACAGAAAGGAGUGGAGUGGGGGGGGGGGGGGGGGGUGGGGUCAAUGACCUCGCCCUCUGAAAAAUACAUUUUAGCAUUCUCGUUUUAAAGUCCACACGUUUGUGUUAAUGCAUACAUUGACACAAUGCCGAACUGAUGCAAACUCUGGGAGGGGGGGGGGGGGGGGGGGACACCUGCAGUGUGUUGGUCUAAAGAAUAGAAGUGUGAGCUGGGCCCCCCCCCCCCUCUCUCUUCUACAUCCGGAGCAGGGCCCUGAGACAUGAGGUGUCGUUUGGCCUCGCGCUCUGUGUAUUUCUAUUGCCAUCAUGUGACUGAAUAUGUCUAACUUGAGUGAGGAGGAGUCCACAUGCAAACGUGUAUAUAAAGCCAUUAAAGUUUGUUAUGGUAUUCACCUGUAACCGUCAUUAUAUUGAUGUUUUUUUGUUUUUGUUUUGUUUUUGUUUUUUUUUGGAGCAUUUUUAGCGUAGGCUGAGGACUAAAUGCAGUUGUUUGCAUGUGUGGAUACCUUUAUCUGAAUGGACUUUUCGUUUUCUAAGACGCUUUCCACCAAAGGAAAGAUCUUCCACUGAGGGAGAGUGGUCCGCUUGCCGUACUAUUAUCAGUGCUCCGUCAAAUGUUUAAUAAAGUCUCGAUACAGCUGUAUUGUA